This is a messenger RNA of Sander lucioperca (pikeperch), 1530 nucleotides long. RefSeq names its product cell death inducing DFFA like effector c (gene cidec). NCBI's taxonomy places the organism in Eukaryota, Metazoa, Chordata, Actinopteri, Perciformes, Percidae. The record is from RefSeq and is a predicted model, not a curated record. Bases 231 to 953 code for a protein of 240 amino acids. Gene Ontology annotation, biological process: apoptotic process; regulation of apoptotic process. The transcript has 6 exons.
GGCUGAACCAGGGCUUUCACAAGGGAGGGUCAGUGGGAGUGUUAAUGGAGAAUUACUCAAUAAAACAUGCAACAAGCUCAACAGUCAUCAGCACAAAGUUCAGUGACCAAGUGGUGCAAGAGAAGGAGGGUGUACGAUUUCAGAGAGGUUAAGUGGAGUAAGGAGCAGCACUUCAGGAUCACAACGACCACUAUACGGAUUAUAUUCAAACACGGCUGAGUUGCUCUCAGAUGGAUUAUGCUAUGAAUACCCUCAGCCUUCUUACUCCAUCUACCCUCACCAAGUGUGUGACAGCCAGCGUCUCAGCCAGUGCUUCCAUGACCCAGCAGCUCCUGUCGGGUCGAGUGGCUCGGCCGAAGCCCUUCAGGGUCACAAAUGCUGACCGCAGUGUAAAGAAGGGCAUCAUGGCGGAAACGCUAGAAGACCUGAUGAACAAGGUCAGUGACUCGUUGAGUGUACCGUGUAUCAUGGCCCUGGUGCUGGAUGAAGAUGGCACAGGAGUGGACACAGAGGAGUUCUUCGAGACGCUGCCUGAAAACGCUGUCCUCAUGGUGCUGGAGAAGGGCCAGAGCUGGACCCUACAUCUGAACUACAGAGAUCAGUUCUUUGAGUGCAGGCCACUGCACCGGAAAGAUGUGGCCAAGCUGACUUUUGACCUAUACAAAAACAACCCCAAGGAUUUUAUUGGCUGUCUGAAUGUGAAAGCAACCCUGUAUGGUGUUUAUUCUGUGUCCUAUGACCUGCGCUGUUAUGCUGCCAAAAGCAUGCUGAAGGAGGCUCUGCGAUGGACCAUCUUCUCCAUGCAAGCCACAGGCCACAUCCUGCUGGGUUCCUCCUGCUACAUUGAGCAGCUGCUGGAGGAUGAUGAGCGAGCAGAGAAGAGACUGGCGCUGCCACAGGAAGGAAAGAUCAGGCAGCUGCAGAGCAUGCUGCUUGGAAAGAUAUCCUACUGAUGAUGGACUAGAGCUGACGAUGGUGGAGCAAAUACAUUGCCCACUCUUAGAUUUAGGACACAAUGUCAAUAAUCACAGAUGACACUGGGAGUUUCUACAUGUUCAUGUCACGGUUUCCUGUGCAGUUUGCGAACAUUUCAGACAUUGCAACUGUCUCAAAGUCACUUUGUUACAUUCUGUUGCCCUAUUUUGAAGCUGAUACCACAAGUUAUUCUUCAGAAAGCCCUUUUACUCACUAUUGUAACUUUUUCCUAUGGAGAUGAAUAAAUAAAAAACUUUUUUUUUUUUUUUUUUAUAAACACUUUUAUUUUCCUGUUUAUGAAAGUCCAUUUAAGUCUUUAUACAGUAGGUUUACAAGUGGACUUAUAUGUGCAGAGUGAGCCCAUUAACUGGCUUUGUGUGUGGGACUGUGGUUCCUGGUCAAAAUCAAUGUAAUUGGUAACGGGUCCAGCUGUCUCUCCCACGCUUCCCUAAUUGUCCCCUGGCCUGCACUGCCCUGUCAGCUGCAGCCUGCCUCUGCCUUAGAAAAUCCGAGGAAGAGAAUGAAAGAAGAGCAAGCAGCUGCAGGGGGCGAGGG